AUGGAUCCACAGCAAUGCCCAUGGAAAGUCUCGACCGAUAAGCUAUCUCACCAGGGUCCAACCAUCGAAGGUCCAAUGUGCGAUGUCAUGAGUAAUGCAUGGUUCAACAAGCCGACCCCAGUUCUGCAGCGUCUAUAA
Molecule: messenger RNA, 138 nt
Organism: Parastagonospora nodorum SN15
Lineage: Eukaryota; Fungi; Ascomycota; Dothideomycetes; Pleosporales; Phaeosphaeriaceae
Exons: 2
Coding region: 1-138 (45 amino acids)
Source: RefSeq, a predicted model, not a curated record